CUUUAAUUGCUACACUUGAUGAUAUCAAAAUUAUAUAUAAAACAAAAAUUAGCUACUUCGUCACCAUUUUUAAUAUUGAUCCAUAUAGGAAGUCUUUUCUGCUGUGAAAACUGCCUGAAUAAGUAUAAGUAGCAAGAAAUAUAGUAAAACCAACUUUGUACUUAGCCUACAGAAAUCCUAGUUUUAAUAAGACGAAAAUUGGCUAUAGAGAAAUUUUUAAAGUUUUUUGUAUUGUAUUACAUGUCAUUAAUUCACCAGAUAUAAAACCGAAAACAUAAGAACCAAUUCAAAUGUUCAACUACAAGAAGAAGAAUAAUAACAAAGAUCUUUCGUAUAUUGUAAACCUUAUUUUUCCACCGAAUCAACAUCCAGGAAACCCAGUGUCGAUUUUUUUUACAACUAACAUCGAGAUAAAGCGGGAAAUUAGAAGAGUUUUGUAGCUGGGUGGAAAACAGAUUCCCUAAAGGCAAAUACGAUCCGCGCUUAUUGAUUAGUUACCUUUUCUUGCUUGUUUUUCAUGAUUUCAAUAACCAAAACAAACAUAAUUAACACAUGUACUAUUUUAAUGAGAGUGAGAUUUGGUGUUUAUUGAUCGAGUUGAAUUCGGGGUUUACUCUAAGCGAUUCGUUUGUUGGUUCUAAGCUUUGGUAUGAGGAGACCUUUUGAUAUCUUUAAAAAAAUCUUACUUAAUUAUAUCAUUUCAAAGUUAUUCAAGAGAGUUUUUUUUGAGUAAUCUAGCUGCUAAACAAUACACUAUAAAAUUAUGACGUUUUAUUUGGUAAAAGUAUUAUUUAACGUCAAAUUGAAAGCAGUGUAUAUUUCUUGAAGCGACCGAGAAGAUGUUGGUUCACACUCAGAAAUCAAAACGCCCUUCUUGUAUCCCUGUGAAGCAAGUUCUAUCGAGUAAUAUUUCCGCUAAGAAGAAGCCUCACACUAAUGCGACAAAUCAAAUUCGUCAAAACACAGCUGGAAUUAACAACGAUGUCAAUGAACAGAAAGAAUUUUCUAGAAAUCAACAACGCUCGGAAAAAGUUUUGCAAGCCAUAACAUCGGCAAUUGCUGACGGAGAUAGCAUUAUUUUAUCUCCGUUAAGUGAGCGUAGGCUCAUUGACACAGAGAUAACAAAUGGUGUUCCAGUUAUGCGUGCUCGAAAAAGUAAACAAAGUAAUGUUGCUAUGCAACGCGAUACAACGAGCAGACAACAACAAAGAUGUUUGGAACAAAACAAUCCACUUUUGAAAACUCAGUCAUUAAAUACGGAAAACGCAAAUGCAAAAAAACAGCAAAGCCAGAUGGCACACUUAAAACAAGAAAAUCGCGCCUUAAAGAAUCAUCUUAUGUUUGUUUACAAUCAAAGAAAUGAUACAACCUCAUUGGUUAAUGAAAAAGACCAAACCAUUCUAUUGGAUAAGACUGAUGAGAAACAACUCAAGCGUAAGAAAAUAGCGUUGCAAAAACGAUACGAAGAAGCAGUAUUGAAGUAUCGUUUGGAGAUGUUUCAAAAGCGCAGUGCAGAUUAUAAAGAAUUAAAAGAAGCCGCUACUUCUUACCUGGAAUAUAUUAGCGUGUUGGAAGAUGUCUUGAUUGAUCUUAAAGUUGAAAAUUGUUCAAAAUCAACAGCGUAUGAAGAUCUUCGGUUAAAAGUUGAAACUUUGCAAGAUCAACACGUUGCUAUGACGAAUUAUAUUAAUAAUAACUUGAAAGCGAAGGUGGACGACACUCUUAAAAAUUUUCACGUGCGUUUAGAAAAAGCUUUUGAGAAUUUACACAAGUUAAAAUGUGCGAAUAUGCAAAAGAAGUUUCGUUUGUUUCGGAAAUAG
This is a messenger RNA of Hydractinia symbiolongicarpus, 1820 nucleotides long. RefSeq lists its product as uncharacterized. The record is from RefSeq and is a predicted model, not a curated record. The coding region runs from base 840 to 1820 and encodes 326 amino acids. NCBI's taxonomy places the organism in Eukaryota, Metazoa, Cnidaria, Hydrozoa, Anthoathecata, Hydractiniidae. The transcript is spliced from 2 exons.